AUGGAUUUUCUGAACGUCCUAUGGAGCAUUUGGGGAUUCUUUGUCGGAAUUUCAGUGGGUCUGGUGGUCGGAUAUUUCUUGUUUAUAUACUCCAAACCAAGCGAUGUGAAGGAACCUGAGAUUAAGCCGUUGACUGAACCUGACUCAGAAACCAUACAGCGGAUGCUCCCUGAGAUGCCGUUGUGGGUGAAAAAUCCUGAUUAUGAUCGUAUGGACUGGCUCAACACGUUUAUUGACUAUCUCUGGCCUUAUCUUGACAAGGCAAUUGUUAAGACAGUAAGAGCUGUUGUUAAGCCUAUAAUUGCUGAGGAGAUUCCCAAGUAUAAGAUCAAGUCGGUCGAAUUCCAAGAGCUCACGCUCGGCUCGCUCUCGCCCACUCUUCAAGGUAUGAAAGUCUAUGAAAUGCAUGAAAAGGAGUUGAUAUUGGAACCUGCAAUCAAAUGGGCUGGAAAUCCCAACAUCAUGGCUGCAGUUACAGCAUUUGGAUUAAAAGCUACCGUUCAGCUGGUGGAUCUGCAAGUUUUCGCGGUGCCACGGAUCGUCUUGAAGCCACUGGUUCCGAGCUUUCCUUGUUUUGCAAACAUUUCCGUGUCUCUAAUGGAGAAGCCACACGUCGAUUUUGGACUAAAGUUCAUGGGGAUCGACCUGAUGUCAAUACCCGGUCUUUAUACGUUUGUCCAGGAGCGCAUAAAAGAUCAGAUUGCAAGCAUGUAUCUAUGGCCAAAGACUCUAAAAAUACAAAUUAUGGACUCAGCUAAAGCGUUUAAGAAGCCCGUGGGGAUUCUCCAUGUGAAAGUUGUGAGAGCAAUGAACCUUAGGAAAAAGGAUCUUUUAGGUGCAUCCGAUCCAUAUUUGAAACUAAAGCUCACCGACGACAAGUUACCUUCGAAGAAAACAUCCGUGAAGCACAAUAACUUGAACCCCGAAUGGAACGAGGAGUUCAAGUUAGUCGUUAAAGAUCCCGAAUCCCAAGCCUUAGAGCUUCAUGUUUAUGAUUGGGAGCAGGUUGGGAAGCACGACAAGAUGGGCAUAAACGUUAUACCGCUGAAAGAUCUUCCUCCUGACGAGGUGAAAGUUCUGACUCUCGACCUUAGAAAGAAGGUUGAUUCGGGUGGCACUGAUAACGAGAAGGACCGCGGUCAGCUUGUAGUUGAACUUAAAUAUAAACCGUUAAAAGAAGAAGAGAUGUCGAGGGGUUUUGACGAAAUGCAUGAAGUACCGAAAGCUCCCGAAGGAACGCCUGCUGGGGGCGGUUUGCUGGUUGUCAUAGUUCAUGAAGCUGAAGAUGUUGAAGGAAAACAUCAUACCAAUCCAUUUGUAAGGAUUUACUUCAGAGGGGAUAAGAGAAAGACUAAGCGGGUGAAGAAGAACAGAGAUCCGAGAUGGGAGGAGGAGUUCCCUUUUCCGCUAGACGAACCGCCCACGAACGACAAAGUACACAUAGAAGUUGUCAGUACCUCUUCAAAAAUAGGUUUGCUGCAUCCAAAGGACCUUCUCUCUAAUGAAGUGGUUGUGCACCUCCACAUGCUUUGUUCUAGCAUGAAACACCGGAUUUUCUGCAAGGCGAAUCGCAGAUUGAUUGUUGCAAUAAAGUGGUAUUGGAUACUCAAUUUUCUGGUGCCAAUCUUCCAUCAAAAGUUUUAAGCAUGUAUUUUCCUGAGUUGCUCCAGCUGCUGCUCUGUACUCUGCUUCUUUAGUUGACAAUGAUAUUGUUUGUUGUCUUUUGUUACACCAAAAAAUUGUUCUUGAACCGAGCUUGAACACAUACCCAGUGAUUGAUCUUCGGG
Molecule: messenger RNA, 1787 nt
Organism: Cucurbita moschata (crookneck pumpkin)
Lineage: Eukaryota; Viridiplantae; Streptophyta; Magnoliopsida; Cucurbitales; Cucurbitaceae
Product: synaptotagmin-1-like
Exons: 12
Coding region: 1-1644 (547 amino acids)
Cellular component (GO): endoplasmic reticulum
Molecular function (GO): lipid binding
Source: RefSeq, a predicted model, not a curated record